GUUGGCACUAUACUUAAGCUGCGGCGUUCUUGCUUGUUUGUUUUAUACUGAAAAUUUGGAUAAUACGCCCUGCUCGAAUACGGAGGAACAGAAUAUAAUUUUCCGUUCAUAGAUUUACAGCUUUUCAUCAUUAAUUUUCUAUAUCAUCUUUUAAAAAUAUUACUGUUAAUUUAUCUUGAUUUGACAGUUUCCUUAAUCUCAUUAGCAACAUCGUAACUGGGUGGUUAAAAAUAAAGCUGUAAGGGGCGUGCGUUGUAGGUGUAACUGAGUGUUUGUGUCUGUUGUUUACAUGUUUUUGGACAGCGUGCAGUAAGCUGUUGACAGUUCGUGUAACUUCGAAGUUUUCAUUGUUUAUGCGACUAGCGCAGUUUGACAUAUAGAAUAUGUCAAUGGCUCAAUUGGGAUGAAGCAUCAUCAUUGGACGAAGUGAAUUAAGGAGAUAGUUGUGUUUGGAGGCGCACAGCGCUGUGUUGUUAGCUUCGUUCUCUGUCUGGCCAUUCACUAGUUGGUUAUUUUGACACUUGUUUUUGUGGUGAAUAUGACAAUGAAACUUCGUACAAGUUUGAUACUUUUCAUUAUUGCCCCAUUUUAUCUGACAAUAGUGUUAGCAUCUGAAGGUAGAAAAUGUAACCCAAAUGACCUCAUCAGUACAAUGUGUCGGGAAAAUGAGAGGUGUGUUGCAAACACACAUCCCGCUAAUAGCGGUAUUUGUGAUUGCAAGGAGGGUUACUUGAGGAAUAGGAAUAAUACCAGUGAAUGUGUGCCGAAGCCCAUGCCUACUGUUCCUUCUCCAGCAUCAACUGUGCCAACUUUAUCCCCUGAACAUGCUGAAUUGGUACAUCAUAGCUCUGUUUCAGCUGGUGCAAUAACAGCAGCAGUGUUGGUUCCAUUGAUGCUGGCAAUUGGUGGUCUUCUUGUAUUGAUUGGACGACGAUAUCACUGGUUUGAAAGACUGCAGUUACUGCAGGGACGGCACUAUGAAGAAGUCAGGAUUGGUCAAGAAGAUGAUGAAGAUGAUGAUCCACCUUUAGCAUGAGGAACGAUAAUCAGUUGCCUCACUUCUCAUCUUCUGUUAUACAACUGCUACAUUUUAAAAUAUGCCUGGUACUUGCCCUGUUCUGAGACGAAUUUUGAAAUGGUUUGGAUGAUGUUUUCAAAAGUAGCCUGAGGAUUAAGGCUGAAUUAUGUUUGCGACAUUUCAAUUCAGUUUGAAUUGAUGCUUUGUUAAUAUAGUGCCUGUCAAAUUGUAAUUAUUCUUACCUUUCAAAUUUUGUUUUUUGCGAGAGGUGUAAAAGUGCCAUUUUCCCAAGAGUACAUUUAUUGGCCCUAGGAGAAGAAAAGUGCUGGCCAGAGAUAAACAUAAUUUCAUCUUUCUAAUUAAAAGGUCCCAGAAGUAAUUUUGUUUCUCUCAUAGUGUUAUAGUGACACUUGUUUUGAAAAUACUGAUAAUUCAUUGAAGUGAGUGCUCUCUCAGUGAAUAAUCCCUCUUCAUUUCAUUUUAUUUAUCUAAAGAAAUGAUAGAAUUGUUUUACAGUGCAUUCCACUUGAGAGAAAUCUGGACCUACUCAAUACCAAGGAGAAAAGUGUGAUAUUUAUAUAUCUUUUUAUCAUCCUAUUAAAGAAAAUUGAACAAUUAGUGCUUUCAAUACAAUGCAAAUUAUAAAUUGUUUGCCUUGUUAGAUUAGUGAAGUAGUGUUAGACUGAAGGAAAAAGUGAUACUGGAUUGUUAAUGAAGAUUGUGGGAGAUUUGUUAAUUUUUUUCUUCUUACAGUUAGGUUGUAUGGUUGUACAUUGGAACAAAAUUCAUAUUUCCUGACCAGAAUGAUUUAUUUUUCAUACUUGCUUACUGUGAGAGAAAUCAAUUGGUCCAUGGUCCAUAAUUUUCUUUAUAUAUGCCUGGCUUUUAAGACAAGCGUAGAGGAGUAAAUUUCUGCAUUUGUUUCAUUAUUGAUAAUUUGUAGUUAUUUCAAUUGUUUACAUGUCAUUUGUGCUGUUUUGAAAUAGACAACAGGAGAGCAUUAGAUAUGGGGAAAAGAAAGGAAUUAUUAUAAAAUAAUGUCAUUCAAAUUAUUGAUGGUAUUCUUGUUAAAUUGAUGGCAUGUAAUAGUUAUCUAUUAACUUGCAUUUUGCAGACACUGUUGGCAAACCCUCUUUGCAUUCAUUAAUAUAUUUAUUACUCUAUAGAGUUAAGUGUUAGUUUGUGUUUAUUCAAUAUGUCACUGUGUAGUAAUACAGUCUUCACAAUAUUGCCUUGCAGAAGUAAGUUUUGAAAUUACUCCUUCAUCAGUGCACAAGAUAUUACGCCUGCUGCAUAAGAUUUUCGGUAGACUUGCAUGAACCAAAACUGUGCUCAGCCUUGCUCUGCUUAAUCUCUUCAGUGAGCUUUUGAACAAUCAGUGAAUUCAUGGUUUCUAAAUUUUGUAAUGCACAUCAGUGACUAUGUGCCAAGCCAGUGCUGUUGGAAGGAAUGAAACUUUUGUUAUUACUGCUUAAGUGAACUACUUGUCUGUUGUUUUCAUUAAAUAAUCAUGUUGCUUCUGUUAUAGAAGUUCAGAUAUUCUUCUGAACCAAAUAAUGAAAGACUGUCUUUCUUGAAAGUAUUUGAAUGCUGUUCUGAUGAAUGAUACGAUGUCUUAUUUCUUGUGUUAAGUAAGACAUCAAAUGUGAAUGUGUGGGAGUAUUGACGUUAUUAAUUAUUGAGUGCAAGUUUGUAUGCAAUUAGUGUGGUAUGAAAUGCUGCAAUUUACAGCAUGUAUCAAGCAAAAUAAGAUAUUGUUGAGUACAAUUAUGACUGAAAUACAAAUACAUUUUUGCUUGUGAAUUUUUCCUAGUCCAUUGCACCUUAAUCAGCAAUUAAUGCAUUGUAUUAAGAAUAUUUCUUUUUGAAAUACUCUCAAAGAAAGUGUUUUUUGAUUUUCUGAAUGUACAAUUUUUAAUGCAUGAUAAUUAUGUUAAUUUUAUUGUGUACAUAAUUAUUUCCAGGAAGGGUUAAGAUAAGCAAUGCUAGUGUAUCCCAUAUGUUCAAUCAAUCAUAAUAUUGCAAUAUAAAACAAGAAUUAAGUUAAUAUUAGAUUUCAUUUUAAAAUGACAUUAUUGAAGUUUUUAUAAUAGUUCUUUAAAUUUCUGAAUGUGUUGUAUGCCCAACUUUUAAGAAUUCUUACAAAAUGAAAAAUAAUAAUUGUAAUUAUCUUAUUGCAUUUAAGGAAAUUCAAGAUGAGGUAGGAAUAGUGAAUGAAAAGUAGUGUCAACUUAUUGCAAGAUUCAAAAUUUAAUGGGACUCUAGGAUCUUAUCGAAUAUGUUUACUUCUAUUCCUCUUCUCAAGAAAACAAUUCUUAAUUUUUUUUAAUGCAAGGAAUGAUAAUCAUAAAAUUGGCUUCACUUGGGGCUUGUUUCUCUUAUUUUCUUUUUCUUGUGCUCUUUUUCCUUUUGUGACUUGUGGAUAUGAGAGGGAAGAAUAGAAUUCACCCUGCUUUAAGUUCUAUUCUUUACACAAAAGCUAAUAUAUCUAUAUUUAAGACUGUGUUGUAUUUAUGAAAGCUUUUAAAUUGUUGAUUUCUUACUCAAAAUUUCAAUGUAUGUGUGACUUAUUGUAAGUUAUUGGUCAUUUAAAAAAGUUGGAAACAAAAAUUUCCCCUGUUGUCUACUUUCUGAAUUCACUGCUUAUGGGUACUAUUUUUAGCCUUCUAGCUUGACAGUUGCAUUUUUGCUAGUUUGCUUUUAAUUCUGCCGUUCUCAUCAACUAUUCCUAAAAUGUUGUGUUACAACGUUAGUGUAGAUCAUGAAGAGCCAGGUUUAUUAUGCAAAGAAGAUGUAUACAUAAUAAUAGAAGAGAGUCUGGCAGGUAAGGGAGUGCAGUAGGAAAUUAAAUUUGUUUUCAUAUUCUAAUUUGGUUUAGUGUUGUUUUAUUUUUCUUUCUUUUUCACAUUUUUGUAAAAACAAAUUAUAAUCUGCAUUGUAGAUUGUAAUCAAGGGUUAUUGAACUGUUUCAAGUUAAAUGAUGUUGGUUAGAUGUUUACUCCUUUUAAUUGUCUCCUUUUUUUUAAAUCGUUAAGAGGAAAGCAAAAAAAUUUGCACAGAGAAAUAGGCAAGAAUUAAUUUCCAAGUUCAUUGUUUCAUCAGUCAAUUUUCAUGUAUAAAAAAAUUGCAGUUUUAAGUACUUUUUUCAAAAAAUGGUUUACUCCUCAAAGGGGGAUUCACACAUUAUUUUUUUACCCAUUUUUAUAAUCAUUGAAGCAUUUAAUUUGGUUUUAUUUAAUAUAGACAUGGCAGCCAAACUUGGAACCAGAAUAUUAAAUUAUUUUAAAAAACUAUAUGCAAGUAUAAAUAUUCGUUAUUCCAUUUAUCUCUGCUAUUAAGACAAUUUUUUAAUAUCAUUGAGGUGUCUUGUGAUUGCUUGAAUACAAACGACUUACGACUUGUUUUAUGCUUUAUAUUUCAAUCAAUAAUACAGCAACUUUUUGAACAUUGAUAUCUUCCUGUGCAGAUGUGAAUUUCAGGAUAUGAAAAGAUAGAACGAUGGAUAGGCAUAUAGAAACAUUUAUGACUAAUUUCAGACUCAAACCAAAGUGGUUAGGGUGCUCCCCAACAUCGGGAGCUCUGCUACCCAUGUCAGCUUGGUUUAUUUUAUUUUUAUUCUACAAAUCUAUUAUUAUUUUGUAUACUUAACUCCAGCGUUGUCUUGUCACUUCGCCAAAGAAUACAGAUAUUUUUUUAAUUCUGCGACUUUCAUUUAUGCUCCUCACCAUCAACUUGUCUAGGGUCUUAAAUCAUUUGUAGUUUGCAAGCAUGCAUGUACCAACAAAAAUUCAUUUGUGUUUGUGCAUGUAAAUGAAAAGUAAGUAGCAUGAUGCAAGGUUUGGCUGCAUUUACUAUUUUACACAUAGAUAUGCAUGUGUCUACUUUGUCGGUAAUUUCAUGAUUAUGUUUGAACAAAUAUAUAUUUUAGAAAUUUGGAGUUGAGGAGAAAGGAAGAUACUAUAAAUAGUGAUGUUUACAAAAUUUAUAGUAUAUUUUGAUUAUUCAAUUGGGAGAAUCUAAGUUUUAAAUAAUAAUUAUAUAAAGUAAUGAUUAGGUAAUCGGAAGAAGUGUUAAUAUUUUUGUCUCAGAAUAAACAUUUGUUACUUGUAGAAAAUAUUGAUACAUGUUAUAAAUUAUGAGGGAUUGGACCCAAGUUUCAGUAUUUGUUCAUAAAUUUUCAUGUUUUGAACGUGAAUUUCAUAUGCAAGUCAACACCAGUGAUACAUAUAAAUACCAAUAUAAACAUUUUAAUUUAUGAAUUUACGAACAUUUAAUGAACAACUCAGCAAAAAAAGUGUAUUGGAAUAUUUUCUGAAUUUAAUGGUAUUAGAAUAGCUUUUCGAGUGCAUAUUAAAUUGGAAUGUUUUUCCAAAACUUUCCUAUCUUGGUGUGUUGAAUUAUAUUUAUCCACAUUAUGCCUAAUAGAAAAUACUACCUUCUCAUACAUGCUUCUAACCAUAAGAUAAUCUGGUUCACCCUAAAAGCCCAUGUACAAGGUCUGUCCCAAAAGUUUCCGGAAUGAUGUUUUUAAAAUUUUACAAUAUCUUACGAACUUUUCUUAGUAUUCUCCUCGUGCUUCGAUGCACCGUUGUGUCAACGCUUCACCCAAUCAUUGAAGGCACCCUGGAAGUCAAUGGGAAUCUCCUUCAGAGUAGGCGGCUCACCUGUUUUUUCCGCCUCGGCGGGAGGCGUCCCAUGCCGGGCUCCUUUCACGGUUCUUUUCAGAUUCUAUUGAUCCGUGGGAACAAAAAGAAGUUGGCUGCCGUCAGAUCGGGACGGCACGGCGGCUGGGGCAGCGUUGUCACACCCUUUUUGGCCAGCAACUCGGUGUAUGAGCGCGCAUUGGCUUGACGCGUUGUCGCGGUGCUCGAUCCAUCUGUCGCGAAUUUCCUUUCGGACAAUUUUCAUUCGAAGAUCCUCAGUUAAAAUGCGGUGAGCGGUUGUUUGGGGGUAGCCUACACCUCUGCAAUCAUCCGAACACUUAAUCGUCGGUCUUUGUCCCCAACUUGACGCACGUUUUGCACGGAGUCGUCUGCUCGUCAUGUUGACGGGCGUCCCGCGGUCGUCGCCGUAGACGGCCUCCCGACCUUCUUCGAACCUCUUGUGCCACAAGAAAGUUUGGAUUUGGUUCACGUAGGUUUUUCGAAGCGUUUAAAGCCCGCACCGGUUUCCCCCACUUUCACACAGAACGUGAUUGCAUAACGCUGCUCCAAAAAUUGGUAUUUUUUUGGAUCGACGGAGGUGCAGUGGACGCCUCUGCGCGGAGCGUAAACCGUCCUCAACAACUACUUGCAGGCAACCGGUCUUGUUGCGAAUCUUAUACUACGCGCUUUCUCCAACUUGGCCUUGGCAGGUAUUAUAUCCGCACGUCUUCUUGAGCCCCGGAAUAUCUACCACCACUCCCUUCCCAACAUUAGUUGCAUUAAGAAUAAAUGAUAGCAAUGAGAAUUACACACAAAGUCUUGUAACGUUCGCUUCU
This is a messenger RNA of Gryllus bimaculatus (two-spotted cricket), 6497 nucleotides long. Lineage: Eukaryota; Metazoa; Arthropoda; Insecta; Orthoptera; Gryllidae. The record is from the annotation of a GenBank genome assembly.